AUGGUCCAUGGACUGCGGUCAGCUAAUAAUUACAUACAGAGUAUGUACAAAUGGAUCGAUAUGAAUAAGCAACCAAACUGCGGAGAGAUGACAGCACAGUUGAGUGAGGCAAAAGGCACCGAGUGGAAAAGGUGGGAAAGAAGGAUGAAGAAAGCAGAUAAAGGGUUAAAGAGCGGCAGGAUGCCAUCUGAUUCUGAUAGACUUGGUUUGCUUGAAUUGCAAAUCAAACAGGGUACAGCACCUCGGUCAUCAUUUCUCAAUCAAUCGCUUCACGGGUGGACACUGGGCCGACCUGCUUCUCAACUCAAACACUUAUCAGUUUGGCCACUAUGA
Molecule: messenger RNA, 333 nt
Organism: Melampsora larici-populina 98AG31
Lineage: Eukaryota; Fungi; Basidiomycota; Pucciniomycetes; Pucciniales; Melampsoraceae
Exons: 3
Coding region: 1-333 (110 amino acids)
Source: RefSeq, a predicted model, not a curated record